Sphaeramia orbicularis (orbiculate cardinalfish) is the source of this 5446-nucleotide messenger RNA. RefSeq names its product slingshot protein phosphatase 1a (gene ssh1a). Gene Ontology annotation, biological process: negative regulation of actin filament polymerization; protein dephosphorylation. Gene Ontology annotation, molecular function: phosphatase activity; actin binding. The record is from RefSeq and is a predicted model, not a curated record. NCBI's taxonomy places the organism in Eukaryota, Metazoa, Chordata, Actinopteri, Kurtiformes, Apogonidae. The transcript has 14 exons. The coding region runs from base 744 to 3875 and encodes 1043 amino acids.
GUUGGCUGAAAAAAGUCCCUUUUUUUGUCUUAGUCCAAUUGAGCAAAAGGCUUUGUUUUUCCUUAGAAGACAGAGACAAACUAGCACUCUGUGGAAAUCUGAUUUCAGUUGGAGAGCCACAUGUGAUGCUACAUGUGGGCAUGUUUUGCAUUGACUAAGUGGAAACCUGAUGUUUUUUUUACACUUAGUUAGACCUGAUAGGGAAGAAAAGUAAAUAAUCACAGAGUUACAUGGAUCUAUGGGUUCUUAUGCAUUCAGUGGUCACUAUUGCCUUCUGGCUGCUCAUGUGAUUGUUGGAAGCCAAAGGGAAGCAUGUGAUUAAUUCUGAGAGUGCUUUGGCCGUAAAUGAAAAAAUGGGAUUUGCUUUGCAGUUCUUACAGACGUGGAUGGUGUUAGCUCUACAGGAGUACAAGACAGAAAAAGAGUGAGAGGACAAGUUCAGUUGUGUGUGCCUCAGGCAGCGGGUGGAGGCUGCAGCUUGUCCCCCUAGGCAGGAGUCUGACUCGCACUUGCACAGAGGCUCAGAUGAAGGAGGAGGAACAAGAGGGAGUGGCAUCCAAACAGAAGGCAUUUAUCCACUGAGCAGCACAGAUGAGUGCAGACUGUCAGUUAGUCUGUCACUCAGAGGCAGCAGGCCGAGACAACAACCAUCAUUCUCCUGUUGGCUCCUCUGCUGUGUCUGGAGGCUGAUGAAGAGGAGGUAGCUCGUGCCAAAGAGGCCUGGGUUCAUUCUGGUUAACAGGAUGCAUCUGGUUGUAGAACCCGUUCAGGAGGUCAUGAUGAAGAUUUUACCUUAUUUUGUGGAGAAUGCUGUGCUGACCCAGAGUGACAUAAACCGCAUCUUGAGUGAGAGCUUCUUUAUGGUGAAGGGAGCUGCUCUCUUCCUGCAGCAGGGCAGCAGUCACCAAGGCCAGAAGGCACAUCCUCACCACAAACAUGCAGGAGACUUACCUCAACACCUGCAGGUCAUGAUAAACAUCCUUCGCUCGGAGGACAGAAUUAAACUGGCGGUACGGCUGGAAAGUGCAUGGUCAGACCGAGUGCGGUACAUGGUCGUCGUGUACACCAGUGGGAGACAAGACAGCGAGGAGAACAUCCUACUGGGAAUCGAUUUCACCAACAAAGACUGCAAAAGCUGUUCGAUCGGCAUGGUACUACCUCUGUGGAGUGAUACAAAGAUCCAUCUGGACGGAGAUGGGGGCUUUACAGUGAAUACAGCAGGUCGGACUCAUGUCUUCAAACCUGUGUCAGUGCAAGCUAUGUGGUCAGCUCUGCAGGUGCUGCACAAAGCAUGUGAGGUGUCACGGAGAUAUAACUACUUCCCUGGAGGCAUGGCUCUCACCUGGAUGGGCUACUACGAGAGCUGCAUUGCUUCAGACCAGAGCUGUAUCAAUGAGUGGAAUGCUAUGAAGGACUUGGAGACAACACGACCAGACUCUCCAACUAUGUUUGUUGACAAGCCUUCGGAGAGGGAAAGGACAGAGUGCCUUAUCAAAGCCAAACUCAGAAGCAUCAUGACGUGCCAGGAUCUUGAGAACGUCACCUGCAAACAGAUCCGUACUGAGUUGGAGCAGCACAUGAACUGUAACCUGAAGGAGUACAAGGAGUUCAUCGACAAUGAGAUGCUGCUGAUUCUGGGUCAGAUGGAUAAAGCCACCCUCAUCUUUGAUCAUGUCUACUUGGGAUCCGAAUGGAAUGCAUCUAAUUUGGAGGAACUGCAAGAGACAGGGGUGGGCUAUAUCCUCAAUGUUACCAGGGAGAUCGACAAUUUCUUUCCAGGCACAUUCAGUUAUCACAACAUACGUGUCUACGAUGAAGAGACCACUGACCUGCUAGCUCACUGGAAUGACACAUACAACUUCAUUGUUAAAGCAAAAAAGAACCACUCCAAAUGUCUUGUCCACUGCAAGAUGGGUGUGAGUCGGUCUGCGUCUACUGUCAUUGCUUAUGCCAUGAAGGAGUUUGGCUGGUCGCUGGAGAAAGCUUACAACUUUGUCAAGCAAAAAAGAAGCAUCACUCGUCCCAACCCUGCUUUCAUGAGACAGCUGGCGGAGUAUGAGGGCAUCUUGGAUGCCAGCAAACAACGUCACAACAAGCUGUGGCAUCCAGAUGCAGACUGUGAGAUGGUUGAGGGGCAGCAGGGGUCGGCCCAGUGCUGUGGAGGAGACGAGGGAGACCAUGUGACCCCAGAGCCUGGCAUGUCUCCCUGCUGUGAGGAGGCUUUGUCGGAUAAAGGUGCCGCAUGCCCGUCACCAUGCAGGACUGUUGCAUUGGAGAUCGAUCCUGCCUAUAACAACUAUUACUUUCGUCGGCUCUCGGACUCCGCCCUGGACAGCGAGCCCUCGACACCAGUGCGCGGUCCCCCCCUUCUGGGAAUGGAAAAGGUUUUCAUAGAAAUUGAAGAUGUGGAGCGGGAUGCGCUGUUGGACGAUGAGGCCUUCGAUGGACGGGACGGUCUGCCACUACCACACUUUGGGCCGUCAGCCGAGGGAACUGCUGCCCAGACCUGCAGUCGGGGGCCGGAGCCUCUGGAGGAGCUGCGCCUGAGGCUAGAGUUUAGUACAGUGGAAGAGGAGGAUGAGGAGGAGGUGCAAAAAGAAGAGGCAGAGAUGGAGGUACUCAUGCAACCAGAUGACGGAGGGGGAGGGGAAGGAGGUGGAGGGGAAGAAACACAAGAUGUAGAAGUUGAAGGGGAUGCAGAGGGCAAUGGGAUGGACCUGGCGACCCUGAAUGAAAAUUCCAACAACAACAACCAUUUGAGUACUCCACAGAGCCUCAGUGACAGUGACUCCCUGAUCCCUCCUCCAGCUGAUGCUUCCCUGUCUUGGUGGGAUUGUGAGUCCAAGAAGAAGGAAGUCUCUCCACCCUUAGUGUCUAAGCUUUGCCUUAACCGCAGUCCCCUUGAAAUCCCAAGUGCUUCAUCAUUCCCUUUAACCCAAACCUCCUGUGACAGCCUUGUGUCUUCAGCGCGCCUGCUACGCCCUUGUGGCCCUCUGUGUGAAUGUGCCAACUGUGCAACCUUGCCUUCCACAGUGGAACAGACAGAAGAUUCAGUGCACCUAGUGGAGUCAGAGGACAGUGGUCCACUAUUAGAAGUAAAGACUGAGAGUGAGAAAAAUCAGUGUGAAGAUGUUUCAGAAGCUCUGCCUGUGCUGAUGAGAAUGGAUUUAGGGGAAGAGAAGCCUGCAAUGGCCUGCUACAUUGGUCAGCAACAAGAGACUCUUGUGCAGCUACGGAGGUCUGGGUUGGUCCGCCGCCGUGCAGAGAGACUAGAGAGACUUUCAGGUUUGUCCCAGGAUGGCCUGCAGUCCCUGAAGCCUUUGCACGCAUGCCAAAUGUCCAAGAAGAGCUCCUUUCACACCGAGGAGGAAGAAGAGUUCUCUUGCUUUACUGGGGACUUCCCAAAAUCUUCUACACCAUGCCAAGUGCGGUUAGAGCCACUUGUGGUGCCACUGACCAACGAAGCCUUGUUGGGGGUGGUGGGGUCUGGGCUGCUCACACCAACCACGUCUCCCCACGGCUCCACCCUGACACGCAGCUCCAGCAGUGACAGUCUGCGCAGCGUGAGAGGGAAACCUGGUCUAGUACGUCAGAGGGCGCAGGAGAUCGAAACCCGCAUGCGCCUGGCGGGCCUGACAGUGCCCUCGAGGCUGAAGCGGUCCAACUCGCUGGCCAAGUUGGGCAGCCUCAAUUUCUCCUCCGAGGACCUGUGUUCAGCCUGCUCAUCAGAUGCAGGAACGUUGCUGCUCCUCUCACUGUCCCCAGAGCCAGACCCAGGCCUGGACUGGGAUUCCCCAACCACACCUGCUCAACCCCGACCCUGCAAAGACUUGCACACUCCAGAGAGAGCACUACCAUACGAGCCUAGGAGCUGACACAUCAAGAAGAGAUUACAUAUCCUCCAGCCAUGUCCUCAUCUAUCAGUAUGUGGACUGGAGAAGGUUGUACAGAUCCUGGAAACAAGAGUCUAAGGAAAUGAACAACAAAACAAAAUAAUGCCAACUGUUUAAGGGGUGUAUGCUCUCCUUUGCCACAUAGUUUCUCAAACUGCUGUUCACAGUGAUUAAAGUCAUAUUGCUGUAUCUGACAAGUGUGCAAAGCCAUCAGUUCACCUCUAACUUUGUUUGAGUCAUGGACAAACAAGUGCCUUACCUAUGAGACCAGAGGCACAGAGCUGUGUUAGACUGCAGGAUGAGAGAAUGCAAGACACUCUUUAACCUUUAAAAUCACAGCUGUUAGAACCUGUCAUGUACCAAAAUAUGCUAUGGUAUUCUUUGGCACUUAACAUUAUUUUUACCUUUCUGGUAUCCUUCUUCCAUGAACCUGAGACACAUAAUGGUUCUCGACAGAAAGCAAAGUGAUCAGUAAAUGUUGAGUCGUUUACCGCACAGUUGAUGUUUUAGAGUCUAGAGGGUUGUAAAAUUAAUGGUUACCUCGUGUUGCAUUUAUGGAGCUCUUUUUUCAGAUAAAACACCAGGCUGGAGUUUAAUUCAGUUCAUUUUCUGAUGUUGACUUAAGUGAGAGUAAGACUAAAUCAGUUCUGAGCUCAUUAUUAAACCAGAGGUGUGUGUCGUAAUGCAUUAAUGCGUGAUUAUAUGUGAGUCUGAGUGAGUGAAUGGGGCGAACAUGAAACAAAAGGGUUGUGACUUUAUUUUUGCCAGAGGCAUGUUCACUGUUUUCAACAAACAGAACAGAAACAUUUCUGAGUUUGUUGUUCCUUUGCACUGCUUUUUUAUAAGUGAAUACUGGUACACAGCAAGCUAUCCUCCAAAAUAACUUUAGAACUAUGUUAUCAUUUUAUCAUGAGAGUGAAGAGUCACGUUGCAUGGCUUGAAAUCAAACAAAUGUGUAGUGUGACAGAAACUGAGGUUUUACAGCAGUUGGUUCAUAAAAUCUAUCUGUGGGGUUUUCCCAGAAUAAAGCUCCAUAAACAUUUUGGAUAAGAUUUUAAAAACAUAUAACAUCCAAACCUUCUGUACCUUAAAUUAACACAUUCAUGAGAGUUGCCAAUAUUUAAAGUCAUUUGUGCUUUUUGAAAUGUGAAAGACCAAAGUUCUUUGGCUGUCUCAACGAAUUGGAAACACCACUGAAGCUGUACAAAAAAUGUGAAUUACUAUGUCAAUCAUGUAUGUAUUUAAAUGCUGUCACAUCUUUUUGCACCUUUGGGAGAAAUGAAAAGAGACUUGAUGGGGUCAUUGGGCUCAUAGCUGUUAAGCUUUUAUACUCAUAUCAUCAAUGAGUUUUAAAGCUUGUGUCACACUCAUGUGACAAUGAUCACAAUAGGUUACUUCACAGUUUUGUAACCAUUUUCUUUUUAUAUUUAAGUAUGCAGUAACUUUUGUACUGUACAUUGCUGUAGUUUGAAUGCAUAUUGCACUUUUUAAGUUGGUCAAAAUAAUGUACUGUAUGUGUUAAUUAUGGAAAUAAACAUUUCUUUUACAUAAAA